Molecule: messenger RNA, 2221 nt
Organism: Oncorhynchus mykiss (rainbow trout)
Lineage: Eukaryota; Metazoa; Chordata; Actinopteri; Salmoniformes; Salmonidae
Source: RefSeq, a predicted model, not a curated record
UAAACAACUGAAUUUGCAGUGUAUUCAAUGUCAUUUCAGUCAGGCUUUAUUUCGCUUUAGAGUAUUACAGAGAUGGGUGGAGGUCAGGCAGAGAUGGCAGUGGGUGGAGGUCAGGCAGAGAUGACAGUGGGUGGAGGUCAAGCAGCGAUGACAGUGGGAGGAGGUCAGGCAGAGAUGACAGUGGGAGGAGGUCAGGCAGAGAUGACAGUGGGAGGAGGUCAGGCAGUGAUAACAGUGGGAGGAGGUCAGGCAGAGAUGACAGUGGGAGGAGGUCAGGCAGAGAUGACAGUGGGAGGAGGUCAGGCAGAGAUGACAGUGGGAGGAGGUCAGGCAGAGAUGACAGUGGGAGGAUGUCAGGCAGCGAUGGCAGUGGGAGGAGGUCAGGCAGAGAUGACAGUGGGAGGAGGUCAGGCAGAGAUGACAGUGGGUGGAGGUCAGGCAGAGAUGACAGUGGGAGGAGGUCAGGCAGCGAUGGCAGUGGGAGGAGGUCAGGCAGAGAUGGCAGUGGGUGGAGGUCAGGCAGAGAUGACAGUGGGUGGAGGUCAGGCAGAGAUGACAGUGGGUGGAGGUCAAGCAGAGAUGGCAGUGGAUGGAGGUCAAGCAGAGAUGACAGUGGGUGGAGGUCAAGCAGAGAUGGCAGUGGGUGGAGGUCAAGCAGAGAUGACAGUGGGUGGAGGUCAAGCAGAGAUGGCAGUGGGUGGAGGUCAAGCAGAGAUGACAGUGGGUGGAGGUCAAGCAGAGAUGGCAGUGGGUGGAGGUCAAGCAGAGAUGACAGUGGGAGGAGGUCAGGCAGAGAUGACAGUGGGUGGAGGUCAGGCAGAGAUGACAGUGGGUGGAGGUCAGGCAGAGAUGACAGUGGGUGGAGGUCAGGCAGAGAUGACAGUGGGAGGAGGUCAGGCAGCGAUGGCAGUGGGAGGAGGUCAGGCAGAGAUGGCAGUGGGAGUAGGUCAGGCAGAGAUGACAGUGGGUGGAGGUCAAGCAGAGAUGGCAGUGGGUGGAGAUCAAGCAGAGAUGACAGUGGGUGGAGGUCAAGCAGAGAUGGCAGUGGGUGGAGAUCAAGCAGAGAUGACAGUGGUUGGAGGUCAAGCAGAGAUGGCAGUGGGUGGAGGUCAGGCAGAGAUGACAGUGUGGAGGUCAGGCAGAGAUGACAGUGGGUGGAGGUCAAGCAGAGAUGGCAGUGGAUGGAGGUCAAGCAGAGAUGACAGUGGGUGGAGGUCAAGCAGAGAUGGCAGUGGGUGGAGGUCAAGCAGAGAUGACAGUGGGUGGAGGUCAAGCAGAGAUGACAGUGGGUGGAGGUCAAGCAGAGAUGGCAGUGGGUGGAGGUCAAGCAGAGAUGACAGUGGGAGGAGGUCAGGCAGAGAUGACAGUGGGUGGAGGUCAGGCAGCGAUGGCAGUGGGAGGAGGUCAGGCAGAGAUGGCAGUGGGAGUAGGUCAGGCAGAGAUGACAGUGGGUGGAGGUCAAGCAGAGAUGGCAGUGGGUGGAGAUCAAGCAGAGAUGACAGUGGGUGGAGGUCAAGCAGAGAUGGCAGUGGGUGGAGAUCAAGCAGAGAUGACAGUGGUUGGAGGUCAAGCAGAGAUGGCAGUGGGUGGAGGUCAGGCAGAGAUGACAGUGGGUGGAGGUCAGGCAGAGAUGACAGUGGGUGGAGGUCAAGCAGAGAUGGCAGUGGAUGGAGGUCAAGCAGAGAUGACAGUGGUUGGAGGUCAAGCAGAGAUGGCAGUGGGUGGAGAUCAAGCAGAGAUGACAGUGGGUGGAUGUCAAGCAGAGAUGGCAGUGGAUGGAGGUCAAGCAGAGAUGACAGUGGUUGGAGGUCAAGCAGAGAUGGCAGUGGGUGGAGGUCAAGCAGAGAUGACAGUGGGAGGAGGUCAGGCAGAGAUGACAGUGGGAGGAGGUCAGGCAGAGAUGGCAGUGGGAGGAGGUCAGGCAGAGAUGACAGUGGGAGGAGGUCAGGCAGAGAUGGCAGUGGGAGGAGGUCAGGCAGAGAUGACAGUAGGAGGGGGUCAGGCAGAGAUGACAGUGGGAGGAGGUCAGGCAGAGAUGACAGUGGGAGGAGGUCAGGCAGAUAUUAGGUAGAGGCAUCCGUCAACAGACUGUGGGAGGAGGUCAGGCAGAGAUGACAGUGGGAGGAGGUCAGGCAGAUAUUAGGUAGAGGCAUCCGUCAACAGACUGUGGGAGGAGGUCAGGCAGAUAUUAGGUAGAGGCAUCCGUCAACAGACUGUGGGA